AUCAAGUGGAGAAGAAGAGGAGGUGGAGGAAGAAAAGGACAAACCAAAGUCUACAGAGACGAGAGGAGGGUUUGGUAUGUUUAACAUGUUUAAAGGACUUGUAAGUUCAAAGACCUUAUCAAAAGAGGACAUGGAUCCAGUGCUCACCAAGAUGCGAGACCAUCUCAUUGGUAAGAACGUAGCAGCAGACAUUGCUGAAAAGAUAUGCGAUUCAGUUGCAACCAAAUUGGAGGGGAAAAUCCUUGGAACAUUCGACCGUAUCGCCUCUACCGUGCGCGAAGGUAUCCAGGAGUCGUUAGUGCAGCUUCUGUCGCCUCAUCGACGCAUUGAUAUUCUACGAGACAUCAUGGAAUGCCAGGCUAAGAAUCGGCCGUAUGUUGUUACCUUCUGCGGAGUUAAUGGCGUUGGGAAAUCAACCAAUCUGGCCAAGAUCUGUUUCUGGCUUUUGGAGAACAACUUUCGUGUAAUGAUCGCUGCAUGCGACACAUUCCGAUCCGGAGCGGUGGAGCAACUGCGCACACACACACGUCGACUGAAUGCGCUACACCCCGCUGAAGAGGGCAGUAAUCAACUUAAUGUGCAGUUGUUUGAGAAAGGCUACGGCAAGGACGCUGCAGGCAUUGCCAUGGAAGCCAUCAAAUUUGGUAAACAUGAAGAACUUAAUUUAUAUUAGUUUUAUGAUUGUAGUAAAAAUGAAGCAUAGAAAGUGGGAUGGUAAGGUGAGACUUCUUUUAUACAUUGUUAGGUGAACUUAAUUUUUUAAAGACCGUCAGCAGAUGGCGGAAAUAGUAUUUUGUUUUCUUAUUUAGAAAAUAGUUUACCAAAAACAUUCAAGUGGCGGAGAAAAUUAAAAAAAAUAUUUUGGUGAAUGUACUGUAAAACAGUGUAGUA
Anneissia japonica is the source of this 891-nucleotide messenger RNA. RefSeq names its product signal recognition particle receptor subunit alpha-like. Gene Ontology annotation, molecular function: signal recognition particle binding; GTPase activity; GTP binding. The coding region runs from base 77 to 673 and encodes 198 amino acids. Lineage: Eukaryota; Metazoa; Echinodermata; Crinoidea; Comatulida; Comatulidae. Gene Ontology annotation, biological process: SRP-dependent cotranslational protein targeting to membrane. The transcript has 5 exons. Gene Ontology annotation, cellular component: endoplasmic reticulum membrane. The record is from RefSeq and is a predicted model, not a curated record.